AUGUAACUUCUUUAAAAAAACAUUGUAGACUGAAAAUCUACCAUAAUUUGCAUCUGUUCGUUUGAAUUUACUCUCUUUGUUUGUGGUUUGAUUUCACAGUCACAAUCUGAAUGGAGCUCACUCUACCUCAACCUCAAUUGCACCCUAAAUGCCUUCAAUUUCCCUCUCUCAAAUCUAGGGUUUCUGUUUUUCAGACAACACCAUACCCACCUUUCCAAGCUUCAAUCUUUUCGGUCAAUCAACGCUAUCUCACGCCAUUGAAUACUCCCAGAAGCAUUUCCACAUCUGCUUUGCUGGGUGGCAACAACACUUCAGUUUCCCCAAUUGACUCAGGUGCUAGAAUUGGAGAGGUGAAAAGGGUCACCAAAGAAACCAAUGUAUCUGUCAAAAUCAACUUGGAUGGAUCUGGGAUUGCUGAUAGUAGUUCUGGAAUUCCCUUCCUUGAUCAUAUGCUUGAUCAACUUGCAUCACAUGGACUGUUCGACGUACAUGUAAAGGCUACAGGUGAUGUACAUAUUGAUGACCAUCAUACAAAUGAAGAUGUUGCUCUUGCUAUUGGAACGGCUUUGCUGCAGGCUCUUGGUGAUAGGAAGGGUAUUAACCGGUUUGGUAACUUCUCUGCUCCACUUGACGAAGCAUUAGUUCACGUUUCUCUGGAUUUGUCUGGCCGACCACAUCUAGGUUAUGAUUUAGACUUACCUUCUCAGAGGGUUGGAACAUAUGACACUCAGUUGGUGGAGCAUUUUUUCCAGUCAUUGGUGAACACAUCUGGUAUGACCCUUCACAUCCGCAAGUUUUCCGGAACGAAUUCCCAUCAUAUUAUUGAGGCAACCUUCAAAGCAUUUGCCAGGGCUCUUCGACAAGCAACAGAGUAUGAUACACGUCGCCGUGGAACAAUACCAAGUUCAAAAGGAGUUCUCUCGCGCAGUUAAUAUCUUCAGCUGCUAUCCAUAGUUGGAUCAAGCUACUUAUGCAAGGGGACCUCUGCAGUUCAUCAAGCAUAUCCAUCCAAAUGGUCAUUACUGUAUUCAUAGCCUCUGUAUCUGUAAACAACAUUGUUGUACUCGUUUAUUCUAGAAGUUUAAGUUACUUUUCUUGUCA
Lathyrus oleraceus (garden pea) is the source of this 1101-nucleotide messenger RNA. Its product is annotated as imidazoleglycerol-phosphate dehydratase, chloroplastic-like. The transcript has 8 exons. NCBI's taxonomy places the organism in Eukaryota, Viridiplantae, Streptophyta, Magnoliopsida, Fabales, Fabaceae. The record is from RefSeq and is a predicted model, not a curated record. Gene Ontology annotation, biological process: L-histidine biosynthetic process. Bases 111 to 932 code for a protein of 273 amino acids. Gene Ontology annotation, molecular function: imidazoleglycerol-phosphate dehydratase activity.